Molecule: messenger RNA, 4633 nt
Organism: Lemur catta (Ring-tailed lemur)
Lineage: Eukaryota; Metazoa; Chordata; Mammalia; Primates; Lemuridae
Product: 52 kDa repressor of the inhibitor of the protein kinase-like
Exons: 1
Coding region: 1695-3713 (672 amino acids)
Molecular function (GO): protein dimerization activity
Source: RefSeq, a predicted model, not a curated record
CAGUAUCCCUGAGAUAAGUACUAUUAUUUUCCUCCUUUAUGGAUGGAGACAUGGACUCAGGCAGAGAAAGGAGGGAAAGGUAUUCUAUACAGAAAUACAGUGGCAUGAAACAGGGUACUAGGUUUGGGGACCUACACACAUUUUGGUGUUGUUAGAGUUUCUGAUAACCCUUGAUGGUUAGAAAGUGAACCUAGAGGGGACUACGGGGGCCAGAACUUGCAGUGUUGUGUGGGCUGUUGGCAAGAGGGAACCAUUGAGGGGUUUGUAAGUAGGUGAUAACAUGGACCUGAUUCCAUGUUAUAUAGAGCACUGUUGAGUUAGAAAAGGUAACACUGGAGGCAGGGAGGCCAGUUAGGCUGUCAGGAGACCAAUUAAAAGUUGAAAGGCCUUGAGAUAAGGCAAUGGCAGGGAGAGUGGGGAAAAGGGAAUAGAUUCAAGGAAUUCAGGAAACUUGUAUACCUAUGACUUGCAUAUGGAAAGAUGCCAGAAGGAGAGGGACUGACUUUUCACUUUAUACUAUUUGCUCUUUAGUGAGCAUCUUUUUGGAAAAAAAAAAUACAAACAAAAGAAUUAGUACUUGUUGAUCGCAAGUACAGAAGUAGUAGAGGAGAGAGGGGAGGAGGGAGGAAGCCAAGUAGGCAAGUGUCCAGGAUAACUUCUUUCUGGCUUAGGAACCUACCUAUUAUAGAACCACUGAGGAGGGGCAAGAGGAAGAUGUUGCCCUCACUUACUGAACCCUGGUGAAGCUCUGAAGGGCCUGGGAUGCUUGGAAGCAUGGCUUACAGAGGCUCCAGUCAGACUAGAUUUCCCUUUGUACCUGGACAGCCUGCUUCUUUCUUUCACCUUAGCACUUUUGCUGGAAUAUUUCCUGCCAACUGAAGUGCCACCCCCGCCUUGUCUUCCUUCCUUAUCCUUGUCUUUAUUGAAUGCAGCUUCUUUGUUCUGAAUUUUUUCUAUUCCCCUGCCCCCUCCCUCCCCCCCUACAAUACCGUACAACUCUUAGUGACCCUGUCAUAGUCUUAUGUUCUAAGAACUACAUUCUAACUGUGAUUCCUCAGAUUUGAAUUCUUUUCCUGGGGCUGCCACUGACUUUGUAUGACUGUGGGCAGGACACGUAACCCGCAGAGCCUCAAUUUUCCCAUCCAAAUAUGAAAAGAUUAGGCUAAGAUUUCUGGUAUUCUAAUAUUAGCCCUGAGAAUCACAUUAAUCUACGUAAUACCAUAUUGGUUUGUGUAGUCGUCUUAUCUUCUCAAUAAAAGUAUGGCUUAAUGGUUUGAUAGAAACAGCAUCAGCAUGGACCUUGGAGCUAGACAAGCAUGGAUUUGAAUUUCACUUCUAUCCUUCUAACUGUAUCUGCGAUAUUGGGCAAGUUGUUUAGUGCCCCCAUUUGUCAAAUGGGGUUGACAUCACCUGCCUGCAGAAAGAGUAAUGUGAUGCAUAUAAAUACAGUAAUAUAUAUAAUAGUAAAUAUUAGUUCUCUCUCCCUUUUUCUGGAGGUAUGGACUGUCUGUCAUUACUCUGUAUAAUAUGUUAAGCGCCUUAAGUUUAUAAAAAAUCGUUCCUAUCUUAUAACAGCAUUUACAUCUAGGAUUAAAAUAUAUCUGUUUACCUUGUUUGUCUCUCCCACUAGAAUGUGUCGUAUUUUAACCUUUGUAUCUAAGUCUGUGGUCCAGUAGAUGCCCUGUGAAUGUUGAAUGAAUGAGUUUGUGGAUUUUAAGUGUUUACCAAUCAAAGAUGUAAUUUUUUUGUUUUGUAUAGUUUGUCAUGAGCCUGUUUGUAAAAUAAUUCCUUGUUUUCCAGUUGAUGAAACUUCUGAACAAGAACAAAAACAUAAAGAAACCAACAACAGCAAUGCUCAGAACCCCAGUGCGGAAGAAGGGGGUGAAGAACAGGAUGAGGACAUUUUACCUCUAACCCUUGAAGAGAAGGAAAACAAAGAAUACCUAAAAUCUCUAUUUGAAAUCUUGAUUCUUAUGGGAAAGCAAAACAUACCUCUGGAUGGACAUGAGGCUGACGAAAUCCCAGAAGGUCUUUUUACUCCUGAUAACUUUCAAGCACUGCUGGAGUGCCGGAUAAAUUCUGGUGAAGAGGUCCUGAGAAAGCGCUUUGAGACAACAGCGGUUAACACAUUGUUUUGUUCAAAAAUACAGCAGAGACAGAUGCUAGAGAUCUGUGAGAGCUGUAUUCGGGAAGAAACUCUCAGGGAAGUGAGAGACUCACACUUCUUUUCCCUUAUCACUGACGAAGUAGUGGACAUAGCAGGGGAAGAGCACCUACCCGUACUGGUGAGGUUCGUUGACGAAUCGCAUAACCUGAGAGAGGAGUUUGUGGGCUUUCUGCCCUAUGAAGCUGAUGCAGAAAUUUUGGCUGUGAAAUUUCACACUACAAUAACUGAGAAGUGGGGGCUAAAUAUGGAGUAUUGUCGUGGACAGGCUUAUAUUGUGUCCAGUGGAUUUUCUUCCAAAAUGAAAGUUGUUGCUUCUAGACUUUUAGAGAAAUAUCCCCAAGCUAUCUACACACUUUGCUCUUCCUGUGCCUUAAAUAUGUGGUUGGCAAAAUCAGUGCCUGUUACGGGAGUAUCUGUUGCAUUGGGAACAAUUGAGGAAGUUUGUUCUUUUUUCCAUCGAUCACCACAACUGCUUUUAGAACUUGACAAUGUAAUUUCUGUUCUUUUUCAGAACAGUGAAGAAAGGGGUAAAGAACUGAAGGAAAUUUGCCAUUCUCAGUGGACAGGAAGGCAUGAUGCUUUUGAAAUUUUAGUGGACCUCCUGCAAGCACUUGUUUUAUGUUUAGAUGGUAUAAAUAGUGACACAACUAUUAGAUGGAAUAACUGUAUAGCUGGCCGAGCAUUUGUCCUCUGUAGUGCAGUAACAGAUUUUGAUUUCAUUGUUACUAUCGUUGUUCUUAAAAAUGUCCUCUCUUUUACAAGGGCCUUUGGGAAAAAUCUCCAGGGGCAAACCUCUGAUGUCUUCUUUGCAGCCAGUAGCUUGACUGCAGUAUUGCAUUCACUAAAUGAAGUGAUGGAAAAUAUUGAAGUUUAUCAUGAGUUUUGGUUUGAGGAAGCCACAAAUUUGGCUGCCAAACUCGAUAUUCAGAUGAAACUCCCUGGGAAAUUCCGCAGAGCUCAGCAUAGUAACUUGGAACCUCAGCUAACCUCUGAGAGUUAUUAUAAAGAAACCUUAAGUGUUCCAACAGUGGAGCACAUUAUUCAGGAACUUAAAGAUAUAUUCUCAGAACAGCACCUCAAAGCUCUUAAAUGUUUAUCUCUGGUACCCUCAGUCAUGGGUCAACUCAAAUUCAAUACGUCAGAGGAACACCAUGCUGACAUGUACAGAAGUGAUUUACCCAAUCCUGACACACUCUCAGCUGAACUUCACUGUUGGAGAAUCAAAUGGAAACACAGAGGGAAAGAUAUUGAGCUUCCAUCCACCAUUUAUGAGGCCCUCCACCUGCCUGACAUCAAGUUUUUUCCUAAUGUGUAUGCAUUGCUGAAGGUCCUAUGUAUUCUUCCUGUGAUGAAGGUUGAGAAUGAGCGCUAUGAAAAUGGACGAAAGCGUCUCAAAGCAUACUUGAGGAACACUUUGACAGACCAAAGGUCUAGUAACUUGGCUUUGCUUAACAUAAAUUUUGAUAUAAAACAUGAUCUGGAUUUAAUGGUAGACACAUAUAUCAAACUCUAUACAACUAAAUCAGAGCUUCCUACAGAUAAUUGAGAAACCAUUGAAAAUACCUAAGAGACUUUUAAAAUAGGCUUUCUCUUGUAUUUGAUAUUUGAAAGAAGAGCCCUAAUGUGUAUGUUGGCCACUUAAUCAGUGAUUAUCUUUGCCUACAGGCCUCCAUUGAAUAGUUUAGCCUUUUAUAAUCUACCUGUUUGAAUGGCCCCUGUUUGAACUCUCAUGCUUGGAGACCUAUCUGUUGUUCCAGAAGAUAGCAUUGAAAGUGCUUUGUGAUCUCUGCCAAUGGCACUAUGGAGUUGUUUUAGUUAAGUCAUUUUAGACAUAACAUUUACUAUCACGGUAGAUCCAUGUCAGGUAUUGAGUUAUCAAUUCUUUGAAGAAAUACAUUUUGAGGAGGUGUGGGAGGAAAGAAUACAUUUUAUAAAAUGUUACAAUGAAGCCUGUGAUUGACUUUUGACUAGUAGAAGUUUUAAAUACAUUAUUAAAAAAUCUAUAAUGGACAGUAAAAGAAAUUAUCAGAGAGAGAAGCUUGUGAGCUCACCAAACAAGGAUUUCAUUGUAGAUUUUCUCUUUAUCAAAUGAACUUAAAGGAACAAGUGAUAAUUAAAGUUUGAAUGGAAGAGCCUGCCAUUGUUGUUCCACAUCUGGUUGUUGCUGUUUACAUUCCUUUGUUGAGCCUACAUCUUCUUAAGCCUUUUAGCAGGUGUAUGUUGAACGUUUCUGUUUCAUGGUUAGGACAAAACCAGGCCAUGGAUACUGACAACUGACUUGUCUUUUUCCAUGGCUUUAUCUACUGCCUCGUCUUGAUUUAUAAGCAAAACCUGGAAAAGCUACAAAAAUAAGUGUUUUGUGGUUUAUCUAGAAAUAAUAUGGAAAAUAUUGCUGUUAUUUUUGGUGAAGAAAAUAAAUUUUGUAUAGUUUAUUUCAAUCUAAAUAAAAUGUGAAUUUUGUUUAAA